Dama dama (fallow deer) is the source of this 2721-nucleotide messenger RNA. It is a transcript of the gene COIL, whose product is annotated as coilin. The transcript has 8 exons. Gene Ontology annotation, molecular function: U1 snRNA binding; U2 snRNA binding. Lineage: Eukaryota; Metazoa; Chordata; Mammalia; Artiodactyla; Cervidae. The coding region runs from base 35 to 1828 and encodes 597 amino acids. Gene Ontology annotation, biological process: spliceosomal snRNP assembly. Gene Ontology annotation, cellular component: Cajal body. The record is from RefSeq and is a predicted model, not a curated record.
CGAGUCUCUCGGCUUCCGUUGCGCAUCGAGCAAGAUGGCAGCCUCCGAGACGGUUAGGCUACGGCUUCAAUUCGAUUACCCGCCGCCCGGCGCCCCGCACUGCACGUCUUUCUGGCUUCUCAUCGACCUGAACGGAUGCCGAGUCGUCACGGACCUCAUUAGUCUGAUCCGCCAGCGCUUCGGCUUCAGUUCCGGGGCCCUCCUGGGCCUCUACUUGGAGGGGGCGCUCUUGCCCCCCGCCGAGAGCGCGCGCCUGGUACGAGACAACGACUGCCUCAGAGUUAAAUUAGAAGAGAGAGGAGUUGCUGAGAGUCCUGUAACAGUUAGUAAUGGGGACAGUACUCGUUUAUUACCUAGAAAAGCAAAGAAGCGGGCAUUUAAGUUGGACGAAGAUGAAGAAACCGAACCAGAUUACAGAAAUUCAAAGAAGCAUUGGAAGAGGCAUGAGAACAAUAACAGUGAGAAGACCUUGGAUCUAGAACCGAAAGCAGCCACAGAGCAGAGUGUGGGGAAAAAAAACAAGAGGAAGAACAAAGCCACGUGUGAUGUGGUGGAGGUUGAUGAUGGAGAGACUGAAAAAAAAUUGCCAAAGAAGAAGGAGAAACGUGAAUAUAAAAAGCAUGCCAAGACUCCCAAGUCUUCUAAAGCACAGUCUGUGAAAGAGUGGACCAUCCAGAAGUGCAGCCCUAAAGCUCUUCCUGCUAGAAACAGCCUUGUGAAAGCCAACCGGAAAGGUGGCAUGGUCGUCCGUACAAAAGACAGUCCUGAUUCCUCCUCGGAGUCUGAGUCUUACCACGAAUCAACUAGUGAUGCUGUCAGCAACGUCAUCUUGGAGGUCAGACAUUCCUCACAGAAAAUCUCGACUGACAUGUCAAAGGACGGAUCCUCUGUGAAAACCACAGCUACAAACAAAGUGGCUCCAAAAACUGGUUUUACCUCAGCCCCUGUCAAGGGCAAGACCUCCAGAACAUCAUCUUCUAGUUCAGACUCUAGUUCAGAGUCAGACGAUCAAUGCGCGAUGCCAAAGAGCACCCCCGAGUGUACUGCAGGGUUCUUAAAGACUGUAGGCCUCUUUGUAGGAAGAAAUUGUCCAGGGCCAUCAUCACAGGUUCCAAACGCCACUGGAUGGAAGCAGUCGGACCCAAACAGUGGUAGACAGGUCCUGUGUCCCCCUCCUAACGUGACUCUCCCCGCCAGUUUGGGAAGAGGUUGGGGUAGAGGAGAGGACCUUCUUUCCUGGAAAGGAGCGAGGGGGCGGGGUAUGCGGGGGAGAGGUCGAGGACGAGGGCAUGCUGUUCCCUAUGUUUUAAAUAGAAACGCCGACUAUCAGAAGCAACAGCAGUUGAAUGAAAUGGUGACAAAUUCAUCUACCAUUAUCCAGAAUCCCAUAGAGACACACAAGAAGGACUACAGUCUCUUACCAUUGUUAGCAGCUGCCCCUCAAGUUGGAGAAAAGAUUGCAUUUAAGCUUUUGGAACUAACAUCCGAUUAUUCUCCUGAUGUCUCUGACUACAAGGAAGGAAGAAUAUUAAGCCAUAACCCGGAGACCGAGCAAGUAGACAUAGAAAUUCUUUCAUCCUUACCUGCCAUGAAAGAACCUGGGAAAUUUGAUUUGGUUUAUCACAACGAAAAUGGAGCUGAGGUAGUGGAGUACGCUGUGACGCAGGAGAAGAGGGCAGCACAGGAAAAGAACUACAGAGCUGCACGGAAGGGCGUCAGCAGUCUAGUGAUAACCCUCUGGACCGUAUCUGCCUCCCAAGAGAUAAGCGUUUUUUGGAGAGAGUUAAUAGAUCCAAGACUGAUUAUCGAAUCUCCGAGUAACACAUAAAGUGUGGAGCUUCCCCGAGUAUGACCUCUCCACCUCGUGGUUUAUAAAUGUCUUAUUUGUGAAAGUGACUAUAACCUGAACUGUUUUUUUUUUUAAAGAAGAUUUGUGAGUUGUAUGCAUUUUUGGUUAUCUUCCAUUUGCUGCAUAGGAAAAAAUCUACCUCAUCAUUUAAAAGAACAUGGGUGUUGCUUUUGUAGAUCUUUUUUUUUCCAGGCUUAAUCUUAGUAACAAAAUUUACAACAUGACAUUCCUUCAGGCAUCGUUUAUAAAACAAUAUGUACGGUUUCGUCUCUUUUUUAUUUUUUUCAACCAUCAAGUAGCUAUCGUCAGUAGGAGUUUGUAAUACCAAAUACAAGAAAGUGCUGUAUAUCUUGUCUCAGUAAGUUUUAUUAAGUAACGUUUUAAAACAUGAAAGCAUGUUACUUGACUUAAUUUUUUAAAAUUUAAGUUGUUCCAUUCAACGUGGAACAUCUUAUACAUUUCAAGUAUUUUAUACUUGUGAUUGUUGGGAGUUAACCAGUAGCUGGGUUUGUUACAGGCAAUGAGUUAAGGAAUCCUUUCGCACUUUUCUCAACUUUAAGAUGAAGGAUUCUCAGGGCCUGUGGAGAGCAGUGAAAAUAAGUGUGUGUGCCUGGGAAAGAACUGGGGCUCCAUUCAAGGGGGAGGAUUCACUGUGAGCUCAGGCCAGGGUGACCCGCCCAGCCACUCGAUCCCGGGUUCCUGGCUGAGUGUGCUGUGCUGGAGUGAGGGUCUUGAACAGAAACUUCCUUUUCUGUUGUUAUUCAACACAAAGCUAAAAAGGCUGAAAUAUAUACUGUGAAAAUUGUUUUAACAAAACAUCAGAUCCCUCCUUUGGCUUUGCAGAUUUUUAAAUAAAAUCAUAUUGAACUAAA